Molecule: messenger RNA, 1457 nt
Organism: Lucilia sericata (common green bottle fly)
Lineage: Eukaryota; Metazoa; Arthropoda; Insecta; Diptera; Calliphoridae
Gene: CAHbeta
Product: beta carbonic anhydrase 1
Exons: 4
Coding region: 338-1105 (255 amino acids)
Molecular function (GO): carbonate dehydratase activity; zinc ion binding
Source: RefSeq, a predicted model, not a curated record
GCAAAGCUAAAGCACACGCUAAUGAGACGCUAAUAACGAAAGAAAAAAGUGUAAAUAUAGCAAUUUUUUUGAUGAGGGGUGUGUGUUAAAGAAAAUAAAAGUAGUUGUUGGUACAAAUAAAAUUCGCAUACUAUUUAAGCAAUAAAAAAUAUAAUUAAUAAAUAAAAAAUAAAUUCAAGGUUGUUAAUUUGUUUUUUAAAUAAAGAAAAAUAAAUAAAUUUAGUGAAAACACGAGUUGUGUGUCUACAAUAUAUUAUUAGUGAGUGCGUGUGUGUGUGUUUAUUUAAAGUGAAAAUUUAACCAAAAUUAUUAAUUAAGAAAAAAACCAACCUUAAUAAUGGAACGUAUUUUGCGUGGUAUCAUGCGUUAUCGCAAUACAACACGUGAGCAAAUGGUACGAGAAUUUCAAAAAGUUCGCGAUCAUCCAGAGCCCAAGGCCGUAUUUUUCACUUGCAUGGACAGUCGUAUGAUACCGACCCGUUACACUGAUACACAUGUUGGCGAUAUGUUUGUGGUACGUAAUGCUGGUAAUUUAAUACCACAUGCCCAACAUUUUCAAGACGAACAUUAUAGUUGCGAACCUGCUGCCUUAGAAUUGGGUUGUGUGGUCAAUGAUAUACGUCAUAUUAUAGUUUGUGGUCAUAGUGAUUGUAAAGCCAUGAAUUUAUUAUAUCAAUUAAGAGACCCCGAGUUUGCCUCCAAGCGUAAUCGUCGUCUGUCGCCCUUAAGGGCUUGGCUGUGUACACAUGCCUCUACUAGUUUGGAAAAAUUCGAAGAAUGGGUGGAAAAGGGCAUGAGUGAUCCUCUAUUGUUUUCGUCCGAAACACCCCUAAGACGUUUUGUGGCCUAUAUUGAUCCCGAGAAUAAAUUUGCCAUUGAGGAUAAACUCUCCCAAAUUAACACUCUAGAACAAAUGUCUAAUAUUGCUUCAUAUGGUUUUUUGAAGGCCCGUCUGGAAUCCCAUGACUUGCAUGUGCAUGCUUUAUGGUUUGAUAUUUACACAGGAGAUAUUUACUACUUUAGUCGUGGUGCCAAACGUUUUAUACCCGUCGAUGAGGAUACGGUUGAAAAGUUAACUUCGGAAGUUAGAAGAUUUUAUUCUUGAAAGAAAGAAAGUUAAAAGAAAAAUAUCGGGGGUUUAUAAAAGGGAGGUCUGUUGUAAAGACUUUACCCUAAAGGGAGCUAGCAAAGUACUAAGGAUUAAUGCCUAUAGCUUUUAACGAAUCAUAAGAGAUGGUAGAGUUGCUAUUUAUGCUUUUUUCGCAUAAAGUUUAUGAAGAUAUAGAGGGGAUGAGAGAUUGGUAUUGAUUUCUUUAAGAUUGAAAGGGUUAGUUGGAAAUCUUGUUUAUGUCUAGACUAUGGACUAAACUAUAGCCAAGACUAAAGACUGAUCUAUAGUCAAGACUAAAGACUGAUAUAUAGUCAAGACUAUAGACUGAUCUAUAGUCAAGACUAUA